AUGGGCUCUGCCAAUGUCUUCUUGGUCGUGCUUGCAGCUGUAGCAUCGUUGUUGGUCGUGCAGGGCUUCGCCUCUGACGACUACAUGGGUGCAACAAUGGGGAUCAGUAUAAACGCCUCCCUCUCAACAAGGUGGAUCAAUAACAGCGUCUCUCUGUCAGACGCAUUCUCCAACUACGGGGACGGUACAACAGUACGCCCCACCGUCCUCCAUUCAACAAUGGUUGCUGGGCGCUUUCAAGGGUGGUCUUUUGGCGCAGGGUUCUUCUGCACCUCCCCCUGUGACGUCUUCAUCUUUUCCGUCUUCAUUAUAACCAGUGUCGGGAUCUAUGGCAGUGACACUGGAUUUCGGAUUAUCCCGUCAGGGCCACAUGUUGUCUGGUCAGCCAACAGGGAUACUCCUGUCAGGGAGAACGCCACCAUUGAGCUUACUAGGCAUGGCGACCUGGUACUCCGUGAUGCCGAUGGGAGGACGGUUUGGUCAAGUGGCACUUCUGGCAAAUCCGUGGAUGGCAUGGAGAUCAUGAAGCACGGCAACCUGGUGAUGUUUGAUCAGAAGAAUGCCAUUGUGUGGCAGUCAUUGGACCAUCCAACUGAUUCAUUGGUCCCUGGGCAAUCACUUAUGGAAGGUAUGAGGCUCGCAGCUACAAAAUCGACUAAGAAUCAGUUUUAUAUUACUGUACUCCGAGAUGGAUUAUACGGUUAUGUCAAAUCCACACCACCACAACUUUACUUCUCAUAUCCAUCGGUGAAAAGUAGUAAGACUGUAAGUGAUCCAACAAAUGUUACAUUCCAGAAUGGCGAGCUUAGAAUCAUUUUAGACGCACCAAAAAAACCUUAUCAUGACUCGUCAACACAGAGUACCGUUAUCUACUUCGGUAUUGUUGAUUAUCUCAAGCUGCCAUCAUCCCAGUUCAGCCAGUAUAUGAGAUUAGAGUAUGAUGGGUGCCUAAGGCUGCAUCAAUGGUCUGAUAAUGAAAAUCAGUGGACUACGUCUGAUGUAAUGGAAAUCUCUCGUCAUUGUGAUGAGCAAUUAUCAUGCUUUGGGAAGAGGGAGUACAGGAUCUCGGGUGAUUGUGCUUACCCAACAGUGUGCGGGGACUACGGGAUAUGCACAAAUGGGCAGUGCAGCUGUUCUCAUGAGAGUAAUACUAAUUUGAACUACUUCAAACCUGCUUGA
Molecule: messenger RNA, 1179 nt
Organism: Triticum dicoccoides
Lineage: Eukaryota; Viridiplantae; Streptophyta; Magnoliopsida; Poales; Poaceae
Product: EP1-like glycoprotein 2
Exons: 1
Coding region: 1-1179 (392 amino acids)
Source: RefSeq, a predicted model, not a curated record